AUGAGCUCAAAGUCUCCUGUUGUAGGCCUCCUCGGGGGCGGGCAGCUGGGGAGGAUGCUCUGCGAAAGUGGGGCCCCCCUGGGUGCGCAGAUUGCCGUGCUCGACGUGGAAAACUGCCCAGCCAAGCAGAUCAACAACAGCCGCCUUCACGUCACCGGCUCCUUCAAAGAUCCCGCCAAGAUCAAAGAGCUCGCUGCCAAGUGUGACGUCCUUACGGUCGAGAUUGAGCACAUCGAAACCGAGGUGCUCGAGGAAAUCGACACCAAUGGCAUACAGAUCCGCAACGCCGACGGGACCACCACAACCAGGAAGGUCGCCAUCCACCCCUCGUGGAAGACUCUUCGCCUUGUGCAGAACAAGUACGAGCAAAAGGAGUACCUGAGGAGGCAAGGGAUUCCAGUUGCUGAGCAGGUCGCAAUCCAAUCUGGCGACGCCAUGCCUGCCUCGAUGGAGGCAGCCUCCCAAAAAUUCGGCUUUCCCUGGAUGCUCAAAGCCCGAAAGGACUCGUAUGACGGUCGGGGCAAUUUCAAGGUUUCGAGCAGGGCGGAUCUGGAGCAGGCGGCCAAGGAAUUUGGAAACUUGUCAUGUUAUGCCGAGAAAUGGGUCCCGUUCGAGCUUGAGCUCGCAGUCAUGGUCAUCCGAACAGAAGACCGUGCCGGCAAGAUGAGGCGUGUUAUUCCUUAUCCUGCUGUCGAGACUGUCCAUGAGGAUAACAUCUGCUCCAAGGUGUUCAUGCCUCCUCGGAAUGUUUCUGCGGAUGUGUGCAGACGGGCGCAGAAGGUUGCGACAUCUGUGGUCGAGAAGCUUUGGGGCAGAGGCGUCUUCGCCGUCGAGAUGUUCUUGACAAAGGACGGCGACAUCAUCUUCAACGAAUGUGCCCCCCGGCCCCAUAACAGCGGCCAUGCCUCCAUCGAGUCUAUCCCGUACAUGUCCCAGUUCAAGGCCCAGCUGGCUGCAAUUCUUGACGAGCCCCUCCCGGACGUUUUGGAACCGCAUGUGUCGUCCAGCAUCAUGAUCAACAUUCUGGGCGGCGCGGAGCCGGACUCUCACCUGCCGCUUGUCGAGACAGCCAAGUCCAUGUAUGGCAACAAGACAGCCGUCUAUGUCCACCUCUACGGCAAAGAGUCCAAGCCCAGCCGUAAGAUUGGGCACAUCACCGUCACUGGUUUCGGUCCCAUCGUGGACCUGGAGCAGUUUGCUCGGCCGUUGCUCAGUAUGACCGACGUCAUCCGCCAGGAACGACUUCGGGCAUCACGGAAAGCAUUGCGUCCUCGGGCUGCUCCUACGCCGGAACAACCAAAGGCAGCAAAGGAGAAUCCCCUUGUUCUGGUCACUAUGGGCUCAGAUUCCGAUCUUCCAGUGCUCAAGGCUGGUAUUGACAUUCUAAACCAGUUUGGCGUCCCGUGGGAGGUUGAUAUUACCUCGGCACACAGAACGCCUGACAAGAUGGCACAGGUUGCCACGGAUGCGGCAAGUCGUGGUAUCAAGGUCAUCAUUGCAGCUGCUGGAGGCGCAGCUCAUUUGCCAGGCAUGUUGGCUGCAUACACACCUCUGCCCGUCAUUGGCGUGCCGGUCAAGGCGACACACCUGGAUGGAUUGGACUCCCUUCUCAGCAUUGUCCAAAUGCCGCGCGGCGUGCCCACUGCCACCGUUGCAAUCAACAAUUCUACCAAUGCUGCCUUGCUCGCCAUCCGAUUCCUCGGCGCCUUUAUACCUCCCUUGCUGGAGAAGAUGCAGAAGUACCAGCUGGAAAUGGAGCAUCAGGUCAAGGACAAGGCCACGACGUUGAGGGAUCUUGAUGUGGAUGCAUAUCUGGCCAAGAUGGGCCAGAAAUAG
Molecule: messenger RNA, 1836 nt
Organism: Metarhizium album ARSEF 1941
Lineage: Eukaryota; Fungi; Ascomycota; Sordariomycetes; Hypocreales; Clavicipitaceae
Product: phosphoribosylaminoimidazole carboxylase
Exons: 3
Coding region: 1-1836 (611 amino acids)
Biological process (GO): 'de novo' IMP biosynthetic process
Molecular function (GO): phosphoribosylaminoimidazole carboxylase activity; ATP binding; metal ion binding
Source: RefSeq, a predicted model, not a curated record